Messenger RNA from Pisolithus orientalis, 1752 nucleotides. RefSeq names its product Flavocytochrome c. Lineage: Eukaryota; Fungi; Basidiomycota; Agaricomycetes; Boletales; Pisolithaceae. The transcript is spliced from 7 exons. The record is from RefSeq and is a predicted model, not a curated record. The coding region runs from base 1 to 1752 and encodes 583 amino acids. Gene Ontology annotation, molecular function: oxidoreductase activity; heme binding; FMN binding.
AUGGCACAGGUAAUCGUCGUUGGCGGUGGUCUCGCCGGUCUUUCAGCAGCUCAUACCCUUCUCGAACGAGGAGCCAAUGUUCUCCUACUUGACAAGCAAGGAUUUAUGGGUGGUAACUCUACCAAGGCCACCUCCGGCAUCAACGGUGCUGGUACUCAGGCCCAGCAGGAGUUGGGCAUCCCUGACAACGCAAAGAUAUUCUUCGAGGACACGAAGCGUUCCGCCCGUGACCUCGCUCGUGACGAUCUUAUUCGAGUCUUGACUGGACGUUCUGGUGAUGCCGUCAACUGGCUUCAGAACAAGUUUGGCUUAGACCUUUCGAAGGUGGCCCGCUUGGGCGGUCACACCCAACCUCGCACUCACCGCGGAAGUGCGCAAUUCCCUGGAAUGGUUAUCACGUAUGCCCAGAUGGAGCGACUAGAAGACUUAGCGGUCUCUCAGCCGGAUCGGGUCAAGAUUUAUAAGAAGGCGCGAGUGACUAAGCUCAUCAGGGAUGAGUCUGGGGCCGUUGCUGGUGUGGAUUACAUCCGUAAUGGCAAGACAGAGACUGCAUAUGGUCCUGUCAUUCUUGCGACUGGAGGUUAUGCAGCAGAUUUUACCCCAGACUCGCUGCUGAAGCAGCACAGGCCCGAGUAUUAUGACUUGCCAACUACUAACGGCGAUCACUGUACCGGUGACGGUCAGAAAAUGGCCAUGGCAAUCGGUGCCAGUGCGGUUGACCUCGAAAAAGUGCAGGUGCACCCCACAGGUCUAGUUGAUCCCAAUGAACCCGAUGCGAAAGUAAAGUUCCUGGCAGCCGAGGCACUCCGUGGUGUUGGUGGUUUGCUUCUGGACAAGAAUGGUGACCGCUUCGUGGAUGAACUUCAACAUCGUGACUAUGUCACUGGUAAGAUAUGGGAGAAUGGGAAAUAUCCCAUUCGACUUGUCCUCAAUGGCCAAGCAUCGAAGGAAAUCGAGUGGCAUUGCAAGCACUACGUUGGUCGUAAGCUGAUGAAACGUUUCGAGAGUGGUGAAGCUCUUGCAAAGGAGAUGGGCAUUUCACCCCAACAUCUCAAAGAAACUUUUGACAAAUACAAUGCAGGCGCCAAGGCCAACAAGGAUCCCUUCGGCAAAAAGUUCUUCUCGUCAGGAGCGUGGACAAUGAAUGAUUAUUUCCAUGUGGCCAUCAUGACCCCUGUCCUCCAUUACACCAUGGGUGGCCUUGAGAUUGAUUCGGAGUCUCGAGUUGUUGGUAAGGACGGGAAACCUAUCCCCGGUCUAUAUGCAGCAGGAGAAGUUGCAGGUGGUGUACACGGUGCCAACCGGCUUGGAGGUUCAUCUCUUUUGGGUUGUGUUGUUUUCGGCCGUGUAUCCGGGGAUUCAGCCGCUGCUUAUCUCUUGCAAACGACCGGUAAGCUUGUUGAAAAGGCCGGGGGUCGGCUUGGGGCGCUUGCUAGCCAGCUGGCUCCGCCUACCGCUUCACAGCCUUCGUCAGCACCAGCUCCCACGGAUGCUCCUUCGACAGCAGCUCCGGCCUCCCAGGCAUUCACGGAGAGUGAAGUUGCAAAACACAACAAGAAGGACGACGUGUGGGUGAUUGUGAACGGACAGGUUCUCGAUGUUACUUCGUUCCUGCCUGACCACCCAGGAGGCGAGAAAGCGAUCCUGUUGUAUGCGGGAAGGGAUGCAACAGAGGAGUUCAACAUGUUGCACGAUCCCAAGGUCAUUCCGAGAUACGCCCCUGAUUCAGUGAUCGGCACCUUGAAGAAAUAG